Molecule: messenger RNA, 972 nt
Organism: Ruditapes philippinarum (Manila clam)
Lineage: Eukaryota; Metazoa; Mollusca; Bivalvia; Venerida; Veneridae
Product: galectin-3-like
Exons: 4
Coding region: 133-573 (146 amino acids)
Molecular function (GO): carbohydrate binding
Source: RefSeq, a predicted model, not a curated record
AGGGAAUAUUCUAUGAAAUUCGGGCCUCUCUUAUCUUCAUUUAUCACUGGAUUGGAGUGUCUCUCCGAUUUUAUAAAAUUAUAAGUCUAGUCCGCACACACCUUAACACUUUCCUUCAUCACAGACUUCAAAAUGGUGCGAACAUUGGAAAACCCAGAAGUUCCAUUUGUGUCUUUCAUGGACACAGAUUGGAUACAGAAAAUUUCAAUCAAGGGCCGAGCACCAGCUGGAGCUUCCAGAUUCACACUUUUCCUUCAACGUGGACCAGAAUCCGAGCCUGAUGAGGUAGCGUUUGUAUUCGAUGCCCGUUUUAACUACGGAGAAUGCAAUAACAAAAUUGUAACAAACUGUAAGAUUGAGGGGGCAUGGCAAACAGAAGAAGAUGGAAACUGUCCAUUCCCUUUUAAUGAGGAGGAGCCAUUUAAAAUCAAAAUCAUUGUUGAGGAUGAUUCUUUCAAGGUGAAGGUAAACAAUGAAGAUUUUCUGGAAUAUGAACAAAAACUCAGCAUGAAGACAAUCAACUGUCUGAGAAUAGAAAAUGAUGUCAUUCUUGAUAAAGUGAAAUUGCAAUAAACUGUUUCUAUGAACAAUAACUUAUAUAUACCUGUAUAUAUAUUCAUAGAUAAAUAUAGGGAUAGAAUGUACCGUUUUAAUUGAAGAACAGACGUGCUCUUUUUAAAGAAUUUACCUGUUUAAAAUAAACAGUUCCGGGUCUUUAUAUCACGUUUAUUUCUAUCACAUAAAGGCAGCUGUUAAUAUAAGUACAUAUGCAAUACUUUCAAACUCGUUAUUUCUAAACAUCAACAAGGCAAGUGUGAACAAUAUUUCUACGUGUGAGAUACAUAUUCAAAAUAGUCAAGUUACAUCAAAGUAAAAAUAUAGAAUAUUUUGCAUAAAAAAAUUAAGACCAAUUGGGACAAGAUCUGUUAAUUGUUAUUACUCGAUCUGGUUACAAAAUAAAAGUAAACUAUU